AUGACGCGUCGUCGUAGGGACGAAGAAAAGGAUGCGUCCUUCUCGCAUGCCCACUUUGAUACAAGCCGUCAGGCGAGUGAGAAUGCCAGGACCAGUGCGUUGGAUGAUGAUGCUGGUCUGCAUACAACGGAGCAUGCGGUCAUCUCCAUGUUUGAUUUGUUUUCGAUCGGGAUUGGCCCCUCAUCCUCGCAUACGGUCGGCCCUAUGCGAGCUGGCGCCAUAUUUAUCAACGACCUGCGUGAAGCGAAUAUACUUUCAUCUGUGGCGCGUAUCAAGCUCGCUCUCUAUGGCAGUUUAGCCGCUACGGGCAAGGGGCAUAUGACGCCCCAAGCGCUAUUGCUGGGCCUCGAAGGUGCGGAAUGUGAAACGGUAGAUACGGAGAGUGUACCUGCACGCUAUGAAGAGAUUGUCAAGUCGAAGAAACUGACCCUUGGUAAGGACACGCCUGAGCAUGGACCUGGUCAGGCAAUCUUUUUCGAUUACGACAAGGAUCUCGAAUGGAAAUGGGGCCAAACACUGCCGAUGCACUCCAACGGCAUGCGGUUUAGCGUGUUUAAUCAGGACGGCGAUUUGUUGGCGACCAAUGAAUUCUACAGCAUUGGUGGUGGAUUUGUGAUCAAUGGCAAAAUGGCCGUGGCUGAAAAGCCUGGACCGCGUGCGCCAUCUGACGAAACGGCUGUGACUCCUGUGACGGACGAUACGAGCGAGUCGCAUCCUAUUGAUAUUAUGGAAAACGUAUACUAUAAAAACAUUCGCCGGCGAGAUGCAGAGGGCGAUCGACGUGACGGCGUCUCGUCCAAUGAAUCGGUCGCCGCCGCCCUGCCUAUGCCAGGCGCCGACCCUAAUGCCAAUGCACCCGACACAACGUCCGACGCUCAUCAACCGAAAUUCCCCUUCCGGACGAUGUCGCAGCUGUUGGCCCUUUCUCGGAAGCACAAUCUGACCAUUGCCCAGAUUGUCUACGAGAAUGAGCUCACGUGGUACACACCGGAAGAAAUUGAUGCGAAGAUCAUGCGGAUUUGGGGGGUCAUGGACGAAGGGAUUCGUGCCGGUGUCAUGAGCGAGCAGGAAGUGCUUCCAGGCUCGCUACGGAUGAAGCGACGCGCUCCAAAUCUCUACUCGCGCCUCAUGCGUGGGCUUUAUAUGGGCCCACGUCGCCUAGGCAAUAUGACUGGGCCAGAGCAACUGCACGACCCAUCGCAGAAGAAACCGGCGACGGCUGAGAAGAAGAAGAAGGCAGAUGCGCCUGCCAGCCAACUUCCCGCCGUAAAACCACGCAUGCAUUCACGUCUACCGCAGAUCCGCGGCUCUUUCCAGCACGAUAUUAUGCCUGUACCGCCACGCCGGACCAACUUCCCUGAGAUGGACUGGCUAUCCUGCUGGGCCAUCGCGACGAAUGAGCAAGUUGCGUCGGGUGGUCGUAUCGUGAUUGCGCCGACACUGGGCGCCGCAGGCAUUAUUCCCGCAGUGCUUCGUUAUGUGGUGGAGUUUGUGGCCCUGACACCGGAAGACGAAGAAAACUUGGUCAAGACGUUCCUGCUUACCGCCGCAGCAAUUGGCAUGCUAUUCAAGCGCGGUGCUACGAUCAGUGCCGCAGAAGGUGGAUGCAUGGCCGAAGUCGGAACGAGUUGCUCGAUGGCCGCUGCCGCCUUUGCCGCUUGUAUGGGCGCCAGUCCGGAAGUGAUUGAGCAGGCAGCCGAGACAGCCAUUGAGCACAAUUUGGGCCUGACAUGCGAUCCUGUGGAUGGAUUGGUGCAAGCGCCUUGUAUUGAGCGUAAUGCGGUAGGCUCUGUGAAGGCCGUUGUGAGUGCGAAUCUAGCGCUUUCCUCCGGCGGCGUCCACUCUGUCACACUCGAUGAGGCAAUUCAUGCUGCGCGCCUCACCGCCGCUGACAUGCAUACCAAGUACAAAGAAACAAGUCUCAGUGGCCUUGCGACAACCGUAAAGAUCCCUGUCGCUGUACCAGACUGCUAA
This is a messenger RNA of Malassezia pachydermatis, 1974 nucleotides long. Its product is annotated as l-serine dehydratase. The transcript has a single exon. Lineage: Eukaryota; Fungi; Basidiomycota; Malasseziomycetes; Malasseziales; Malasseziaceae. Gene Ontology annotation, biological process: gluconeogenesis. The record is from RefSeq and is a predicted model, not a curated record. Gene Ontology annotation, molecular function: 4 iron, 4 sulfur cluster binding; L-serine ammonia-lyase activity. The coding region runs from base 1 to 1974 and encodes 657 amino acids.